This is a messenger RNA of Bactrocera dorsalis (oriental fruit fly), 3078 nucleotides long. It is a transcript of the gene CkIIalpha, whose product is annotated as casein kinase II subunit alpha. Gene Ontology annotation, cellular component: cytosol; protein kinase CK2 complex; nucleus. The record is from RefSeq and is a predicted model, not a curated record. The transcript is spliced from 4 exons. NCBI's taxonomy places the organism in Eukaryota, Metazoa, Arthropoda, Insecta, Diptera, Tephritidae. Gene Ontology annotation, molecular function: ATP binding; protein serine/threonine kinase activity. Gene Ontology annotation, biological process: protein phosphorylation. Bases 632 to 1642 code for a protein of 336 amino acids.
UAAAGAGAACACAAUAUGCUGACGCGUUCGUUUUAAUCUUGCCUGGUGUAAAUGCCUUUGCGUGUUCCAAAAAUUAUAAGGUUAAGGAUAUUAAAAUAUGCUUUAUAUAACUAAGAAAAUUUAACAGUGUUGAAACUCUUGAAGUUGUUGAAAGCAUUAUAAAUUUGAAUGAAGAUAUUGAGUGUAUAACCUAUAUUAUUCUCCAUGUGCUGGAAUCAUAUAAACUUGGUAAAAGAGUGUAACAGAGACCCACACUUCUAUGUAUAAUAAUUCUGUAGAAUAUUGCAGUAUUGGAAGGAUUUCAUUUUUGCUAUAAUUAUUGGUAACAAAGAAGAUCUAAUACCAUUAUUAUAUUGGAAAGUGGAAUCGCUCUUCUCGUUUGUGUUAAGGUGGAAAUAGUGGAUGUUAUUGGAGUACCUUAACUUCAUUUACUAUCAUACUUUUCAAGAAAAUUAACUUUAUCGGUAGACUUCUACGAACAAACUUAAGUGGCCUGUGUCAAAACCGUCUUCGGAGAAGCUGUUGUACAGAUUCUAGAAGCUCUGUUAUAAAUGUAAGAGGAGUCGUUCCAAAUCAGGAUUUCUCUGCCAUAACAAACUUUUUGAGGAAGAGUAGAAUCAGUUCUGGAAAGAUGACACUCCCAAGUGCUGCCCGAGUUUAUACAGAUGUGAAUGCACACAAACCGGACGAGUAUUGGGACUACGAGAAUUAUGUAGUUGAAUGGGCUAACCAGGAUGAUUACCAGCUGGUUCGAAAAUUGGGUCGUGGCAAAUACUCUGAAGUAUUUGAAGCUAUUAAUAUUACAACGACGGAGAAGUGUGUGGUUAAAAUCCUCAAACCAGUAAAGAAGAAGAAAAUUAAGCGUGAAAUAAAAAUAUUAGAGAAUUUGCGAGGUGGAACUAAUAUAAUUACUCUAUUAGCGGUUGUAAAAGACCCCGUUUCACGUACUCCCGCUUUGAUAUUUGAGCACGUCAAUAACACCGAUUUUAAACAAUUAUAUCAAACUUUAACGGACUAUGAGAUCCGUUACUACUUAUUUGAAUUACUGAAGGCUCUGGACUAUUGCCAUAGUAUGGGCAUUAUGCACAGGGAUGUAAAACCUCAUAACGUUAUGAUUGAUCACGAAAAUCGUAAAUUGCGCCUGAUUGAUUGGGGUUUGGCAGAAUUUUAUCAUCCUGGCCAGGAGUACAAUGUUCGAGUGGCAUCUCGAUAUUUCAAAGGGCCGGAGUUGCUUGUUGACUACCAAAUGUAUGAUUACUCAUUAGAUAUGUGGUCUUUGGGCUGUAUGUUAGCUUCAAUGAUUUUUCGGAAAGAACCCUUUUUUCAUGGACACGAUAACUACGACCAACUCGUCCGUAUUGCCAAAGUGCUUGGCACUGAAGAAUUGUAUGCAUAUUUAGAUAAAUACAAUAUUGAGCUAGAUCCUCGAUUCCAUGACAUUUUACAAAGGCACUCUCGAAAGAGAUGGGAAAGAUUUGUCCAUUCGGAUAAUCAGCAUCUUGUUUCACCAGAAGCCCUUGAUUUUCUUGAUAAGCUUUUGCGUUAUGAUCAUGUUGAAAGGUUGACUGCACGUGAAGCAAUGGCUCACCCCUACUUUUUACCAAUUGUGAACGGGCAAAUAAAAUCUACCAAUCAGCAAUAAAAGUAUAUACAAUUGUAAACAUGCGUUGUCCGAAUGGAGGUUAAAAGUAACUUCAUAGAUGAGCAACUUAAUUAAUACCAUCAAAAAAUUAGUUUAGUACGAAUCGACUCCAAAACAGAAGAGGAAUCUAAAAAUUUUUAAUAAACCAUGAAAUUAUACAUAACUUAUUUAAUAAAAAAAUAAAAAUACAAUAAAAAAACAGAUCUAUUAAUUCAAAAGAAGAAAAAUGACAAUAGUUGUAAUGAAAUAAAUGUCGCAAUUGGUUAUUCAUAUACGAUAGUGUUGGUUAACCCUUAAAUGCAUGAUGAUGUAUAUAUACAUCAGUGUUUUCUUCCUUACAUAAUUUCUAAACGGUAACUCAAACACAGUAUUUUUUACUUUUAUUAGGUGCUAAAAAUAUCUGUGUUGACUUUUGAAUGCAAACUUUCAUGAUAUGACAUUUCACUUUUUAAUUUUAAUAAUUUGACAGCUUGGCGCGCCACUUAAAAAAUACACACUUGGUAUUUAAAAAGGAAAAACCAUGCAUUUAAGGGUUAAUGAGUUCCGAUUUAACCCUUAAAUGCAUGAUGAUGUAUAUAUACAUCAGUGUUUUCUUCCUUACAUAAUUUCUAAACGGUAACUCAAACACAGUAUUUUUUACUUUUAUUAGGUGCUAAAAAUAUCUGUGUUGACUUUUGAAUGCAAACUUUCAUGAUAUGACAUUUCACUUUUUAAUUUUAAUAAUUUGACAGCUUGGCGCGCCACUUAAAAAAUACAUACUUGGUAUUUAAAAAGGAAAAACCAUGCAUUUAAGGGUUAAAGGAAGAUUUUAAGAGAUAACAUUUAUCGAAUGAAUAAAGACACACUUGGGUGUUAAAUUACGUUUUGUAAAUCUUUAAGGGGGGAGCCAGCUUUAGAAGCUUCAAAAAAUCGAUUUUUUUUGCUUAAAUCUCUUUAAAAAUUAUCUAGGAAUAUGUCCCCAAAGUUAUAGACGGGAGUUCGAAAUAUUGUCGAAGCUAGAAGGGAAAUAGUGGAAAGUUGAGUUUGAACUUUUUUUCAAAUUUUAAAAAAUUUUGGAAUUUUACACUUUUUUUAAAUUCCUUUAGUUCAACUAAAACAUAAGUUAUUACCAAAUAUGAAUCUCUUUGAAUUUUUUUAUUCCAAUAGAAGUUACAACCUGCAUACUGCCCGCGUCCGACAAAUGUACAUGCGAGAUGCAUUGGGCAAUUGCUUCUCAAAGACAGAAUAUCAAAGAUUUCGUAUCCAAAAAAUGUUCGCUUUAACCAAUUAUUUCUUUCGCUCGCAAAAAAUCGAUUUUAUGAAGCCUAAAAACCAGGCUCCCCCCUUAUAUAUCCGAAUUUUUUUUUUGCAAAACUCAAUAAUUAAGACAUUCGUGUUUUAUUCUUAUGUUUUCUCCUAUAGAAAUAAAGAUAAAUUAAUUCGUAACAAUAAAAUUC